This is a messenger RNA of Stegodyphus dumicola, 788 nucleotides long. It is a transcript of the gene ND-18, whose product is annotated as NADH:ubiquinone oxidoreductase subunit 18. Gene Ontology annotation, biological process: electron transport chain. Gene Ontology annotation, cellular component: respiratory chain complex I. NCBI's taxonomy places the organism in Eukaryota, Metazoa, Arthropoda, Arachnida, Araneae, Eresidae. The record is from RefSeq and is a predicted model, not a curated record.
GUUAUUAAACGUCCGACGGUUAAUAUUUGCAAUCUCUUAUACCGAUACGAUAGUGAUAUUUGUUUUUGAAUCGUUAUAUGAAAGAUGGCAAAAAUUGUGUUUACAGAAAUGUAUCCAAUGCUUCGAAAUUCAUUGUUUAUUAGCAAUAGGAAAUGGUUUUCUACGUCGGCUUUGAUAUCUUAUGAGAAAAAAAAUGAACCUACAAUCAAAGAUGUAAAGGCCACAAUAAUGGAUCCUGUAGAGCAAGAAGAGAAGAGAAAAUUGCAGCAAAAUAUUACAGUACCUGCUUCAAGUGAUAUAUCUCCAGUAACUGGUGUUCCUGAGGAACAUAUCAGAACAAGACUUGUAAGAAUAUUUAAACCAGCCAAAAAUCCAAUGCAGUCAGGUACAUUUAAUACACGGAAAUGGAAGAUGGAAUUCGAAACUAGACAGCGAUGGGAAAAUCCACUGAUGGGUUGGAGUUCCACAGGUGAUCCAUUAUCCAACAUGAAUGUUCAGUUUUCAAGCAAGGAAGAAGCAAUAGCAUUUUGUGAAAAAAAUGGUUGGCCUUACUAUAUAGAAGAACCAGCUCCAGUUAAACCUAAAACAAAGAGUUAUGGUGCCAAUUUUGCUUGGGAUAAAAGAACCAGAGUUUCUACAAAAUAAAUUUUAUAUAUAAAUACUGUAGUUCACCAAUUAUGAACUGUAGUACUCUCCAUUUUGUCUGAUGUAUGUACCUAUGCAAGACUCUUUAUUGUAUCAUAGAAAUGUUCCAAAAUUUAUCCAAUAAAUCAGUUUUAAAAAAAGCU